CAGAACUGGACACAGUACUCCAGGAGAGGCCUCACCAAAGUCCUGUACAACUUCACGUGAUGUCCCAACUCGUGUACACAAAAGGUGUGAGCGAGGAAGGAUUUUGAACAGUGAAGGAAAAGCACUGUCCACACUGGGGAGAAACACGUAUUGUCUGUGUCGAAGAGUCUGUAAAGAUUUAUCUGAGAUGUCCAAAUGCCAGCGCAGUUACACUGGGAAAAGACUGUGGCUAUGUGGGGAUUGUGGGAAGGGAUUUCUUUAUACAUCCCAGCUGGAAAUGCACCAACGCAGUCACACUGGGGAGAAGCCAUUCACCUGCCCUCAUUGCGGGAUGAGAUUCACUCUGUCAUCCCAUCUGCAGACACACCAGCGCGUUCACACUGGUGAGAGACCAUUCACCUGCUCCCUGUGUAGGAAAGGAUUCACUCAGUCAUCCAAACUGCUUCUACACCAGCAAGUUCACACUGGGGAGAAACCGUUCACUUGCUCUCAUUGUGGGAAAGGGUUCAGUCAGUCAUCCAGCCUGCGGAUACACCAACGCAGUCACACCGGGGACAGACCAUUUACUUGCUCUGAUUGUGGGAAGGGAUUCACUUCGUCAUCCAGCCUGCUGAAACACCAGAGAGUUCACACUGGUGAGAGACCAUUCACAUGCUCUGAAUGUGGAAAAGGAUUCAUUCGCUUACCCCAUCUAUUGGGACACCAGCGAGUUCACACUGGAGAGAAACCAUUUACCUGCUCUGAUCGUGGGAAAGGAUUUAACCAAUCAUCCAACCUGCGGAGACACCAGCGAGUGCACACUAGGGAGAAAUAUUCACUCAGUCAGCUCACCUGCUGAUACACCAGUGUGUUCACCAGGAGAGAGACCAUUCACUUGUUCUGUGUGUGGGAAAGAACUCCGUAAUCCAAACUGUUAACACACCGGUGAAAUAACACUGGGUGAUCCUGUUUGCCUGCUCUGUUUGUGUAAAAUGAUUCCCUGCUUGCGAAUAUAGCAGCAAAUUCACAAAGAUUUGCAGGUAAAGGGUUUUGCUUUUACUCACACCAAGGAAUGAGCCUUGGUCAUUGGGCCAUUUGUAUCGAUAUUAUUAACCCUUGCUUCUGUUAAAGGUGCUGAUAUUGUCAGUAAAAUGGUGAUGCAUUUGUAUAUCUGUAUGAUAAAUUUUGAAAAUGAUUACAAUGUCACUGUACGUCAACUCAGUUAAACUGUUCACCUGAAUGUUGUUUGUCAGUGUUGGAUUUUUGAAGCUGUUUUUGUCUAUAUCCAAUCCAUGUUUCUGUUU
Stegostoma tigrinum is the source of this 1283-nucleotide messenger RNA. Its product is annotated as zinc finger protein 239-like. NCBI's taxonomy places the organism in Eukaryota, Metazoa, Chordata, Chondrichthyes, Orectolobiformes, Stegostomatidae. The record is from RefSeq and is a predicted model, not a curated record. Gene Ontology annotation, cellular component: nucleus. Gene Ontology annotation, molecular function: RNA polymerase II cis-regulatory region sequence-specific DNA binding; DNA-binding transcription activator activity, RNA polymerase II-specific. The coding region runs from base 188 to 838 and encodes 216 amino acids. The transcript has 2 exons. Gene Ontology annotation, biological process: regulation of transcription by RNA polymerase II.